AUGUCGCGAAAACGUAAAUUAUCAAAUCUCAAGGAGAGAUGUCGUAUCUGCCUCGUUGAUGAUGGUUGUAUGAGUGUCCUUUUUGACGAAGUCCUUCGACCAAAAGUGAAUGAUCUGAUCAAGUGUACCUCAAUCGAUAUUAAACCCGAAGAUGGGUUGCCAAACAUCAUUUGUCACGUGUGUCUGUACAAGUUGGAUCUGUGGAAUGAGUUCAAAGAACAAUUUAUACGUUCAAACCAAAUGUUACUGAAUCACUUAGGCAUUGUAGAAACCUCUGAAAAUGCGAGUACGGAACCCAAAGUCACAGGUGACGAUUUACAACAAUGUGAUGGACAAGAUGGUCUUUCAGAUACUUCUGAGAAGAAGAAACCAAAAACAGAAGUGCCACCAUUGAUACCAUUAGAGUUUACACAUGCAGACUCUGUAAAGGUUGAAACAACGCUUAAAAAAACAUAUAUGUCUGAAGAUGAUGUUACAUCUUCAAAGGACUCUUCGAAGAAAACUCAGGAUGCUUGUAAUAAUGAUAAUCGUAAAAAUGAAGAACCCGUAAAUGAAGGUAGUGUUCAAAUAAAACCAACAUUGGUUCCAAUAAAGGUAAAGAUGCUAACUGGGAAACGCGGUAGAACGACAGAAGAAAGAAAAGCAUCAACUAAAAGAUGGGUUGCCAGAAAGAGGGCCCUUUUGGCAGCUACAGGAGAAAGUGUUUCAGAUACAGAUUCCAUGGCAUCAGAUGAUACUCAGUUGUCACCAGUGCAAAAGGCACGAGCGAAAACAAUUUUGGAUAAGGAUAGUGAGAAACAAAAAAGAAUGUCCUUGGCCUUAAUGCAACUAGAAACUAAUAUGUCAGAUAAAUAUGGUCUUGAACAUGAAAUGAAUGAUUUUAUGUGCAUAGACACAGAUUCAGAUACACGAAAAACAAAGUCAUUGAAAGAUAUAAAUUCUGAUGUUUCCUUAACUGAAAGUAAAAGCACUUCUAUGAAGGAUUCUAUUGAACAAGAUGAAGUAAAAAAAGACAAAUUUCCUGAAGAAGAUUUACAAGUAAAAGAAAGUUCUUCAUUGCUACUGCUUAAAAAUACAGUUGCAGAGACAUCACCAAGGAAGAGCGACGUAGAAAUUAUAGAAGAUACAUUCACUCCAUGUUCAGUAAAAUCAGAAUUAGAAGUUGGUGAUGCUACAUACAUAGUUACUUCCACUUUGAUGCUUUCGGAACCAUUGAGUAAAACAAGUUCGAUCAGUUUGUUAAAACACCAGAAAGACAAUAAUUUUGAACAGAAUUCACAAGAAAAGAAUACUGAUAUUAUUGAUGCAGUACAGCUUCGUCGAAUAAAUCCUGUUCCAACUGAUUCUAGCGAUAAGAAAUGUAUUGAACGAUGUUUAAACAUAGAAGUGGAGGGAACAGAAAUAGAAGCUUUAAAGCGUGUACAAGUUGAGAUAGCAGGUUUCGUAGAGAAAGAAAUGAAGCACAGAUUAUUUGGAGUAACUAGUAAUACAAACGAAGAUGAAAGAGGAAAUGGUUGCAGGAAUUCGUAUCAAACUUUGGAUCAACAGCUUAAAAGUAUAAUAGAAAAGACUAUAAAGAAAAAUUUUGAAUCUUCUUUGGUGAGGAGUUGUGGCUCAGAACCUAAUUCACCUAAAUUGAAAUCUGGAAGAGUUUCACCUAGAUUUCUGAAAGAAAUGGUAAAUUCGAAAAAGUAUCAGCCGAAAGUUGUAUUAAAACGUUUAGAUGUGGCCAAGGAAAAUAAAAAUCGGAAUAUUAAUAAUAGUCACGUUAUAACUAAGCGCAAUGUUAAAAAUAAACUUGGUGGACCGUUUAGCAUGGUUUCUCAUAAACGACAAAGCGUGCUGCCAAUCAGAUAUAAUGAUUACAAUACUUCUGCAUUAGAUUCUGACUCUAAUUUGUCAGAUGAAAUAGAAAUAUGUGAAGUAUCCAAAAUAAAAAAUGAUCAUAAUGUACCCAAAUCAGAAAGUAUAAAAAACCAAGCUAUUAGUACAAUAAAUCAAGAAGAAGGAUCUAAAGCAGACUCUAAUGGCACUAUAACUGAAUCUGUUAUGAAAAACGAAUUACAAGUAGAAAAUCAAGAAAAUGUUUUUAAUGUAAAUUUACCUCUUGGUGAAAAACAUAUAUGUGGCGUAUGUGAGCAGUCGUUCAACAGCCGCAGUGAGGUUGCAGCUCAUGUUCGAAUGCAUAAAACAGAAUCUCCCGCUACACCACGACAGAAUAAACAUAAAAUGAUGAGAUGCAAAAGAUGCCAUGAAAUAGUUGAAGCUAGAUUUGUAAAAGCUCAUGUAUGUAAAUCCAUGAAACAGCAAGUCCACAAAUGUUAUGUAUGUAAUUCAACGUUUAGAACAGAAAAGCUUCUUGUUCGUCAUUUAGAAAGUCACGAUCAGUCCGAAUUUAAUAUAGAAAAUAUAACGAAAGGGGAAAUUCAAAAGUUAUCCCACACGAAUCCUUCACAAAAUUCUAAAGAAGUGAUAUACUUAAAGUCUGAAAAAUCUCAACUUUCGAAGGCAGAAAAUAUGUUUGUAAAAUCAGACAAUUUUAACUUAGAAGUAGGGAAUGUUCAGGUAGUAACCAAAGGAUUAAAAGGGGAUAGUGUGCAAAGAUUAGUAAAGCCAAAGGAGACAUAUACUUGUUUCGUAUGUGAUAAAAUAUUUACAGAUGAAGAAAUACUGAAAGAUCAUUUACAAAAGCAUUGUGAUGAUAUAAGUGAAGAUGAUCAGAGCACUGGUAAAGAACAAUAUCAGUGUGCAAUUUGUGGUGAUUCCUUGGACUCUGAAGAUGCACUCGAGGCUCAUGUAGAGAAACAUUUGUUUGAUGAGGAAGAUGAUAAUCCCAAUCUUAUUAAUAUUGCUAAUGAAACUGAGAAAACGACUGAUGAUCCGUAUCACUGUCUGCAAUGUGCAGAAUCGUUUAAUUCAGAAAUGUUACUAGAAAUGCAUAUGCAGGCUCAUGAAGAAGAAGCUGCAAUAGCAGAAUGGGAGAAGCAAGGAAUAAAGGCAUAUGAGUACCAGUGUAUGAUUUGCGAUGAACUUUUUGAAACUGAGGAAGAGUUAUCUGAACAUUUAGAUAUAGAUCAUGGCAAUGCAUAUGUUUGUCAAUUAUGCGAAAAGCCAUUUGCAAGUCUUGAAGAUUUACAAAAGCAUGUUGCAACGCAUUGAUGUGAUUAAUGAUUGUUCUUACAAUAUUCUUUUAACCUGUUAACCGGGGAAGAAGAGCUAACUCUGCAUAUAUAUUCAACUAUGUUUCUCAAAAAUUAGUUUUCUUAUUUAUUUAUGCAGAAUUUUACAUUCGGUUACAUUAUAAUAUUUGUAGCAGCGAAAAUUAGGUUGCACUUAUUCUU
Molecule: messenger RNA, 3341 nt
Organism: Dufourea novaeangliae
Lineage: Eukaryota; Metazoa; Arthropoda; Insecta; Hymenoptera; Halictidae
Exons: 4
Coding region: 1-3159 (1052 amino acids)
Cellular component (GO): nucleus
Molecular function (GO): zinc ion binding
Source: RefSeq, a predicted model, not a curated record